AUGAACGAAUUAAUCAACGAAUCAACCAACGAAUCAAUGAAGGAAUCAAUCAACGAAUCGAUCAACGAAUCAUUCAACGAAUUAAUCAACGAAUUAAUCAACGAAUCAAUCAACGAAUCAAUCAACGAAUCAAUCAACGAAUCGAUCAACGAAAAAAUUAACGAAUCAAUCAACGAAUUAAUCAACGAAUCAAUUAACGAAUCGAUCAACGAAUCGAUCAACGAAUCGAUCAACGAAUCGAUCAACGAAUUAAUCAAUGAACGAAUCAAUCAACGAAUUAAUCAACGAAUCAAUCAACAAAUCAAUCAAGAAAUCAAUCAACGAAUUAAUCAAUGA
Molecule: messenger RNA, 336 nt
Organism: Diorhabda sublineata
Lineage: Eukaryota; Metazoa; Arthropoda; Insecta; Coleoptera; Chrysomelidae
Exons: 1
Coding region: 1-336 (111 amino acids)
Source: RefSeq, a predicted model, not a curated record